AACAAUGACUUAUAAAUAAAUAUGAUAAAACGAAUCUUUUUAUGUUUAUAUAACUGUCUAUACAAGAUAAGAUAAGGUUAAUCUUAACGAUUGCAUGCGUCUUUCAAGAUAAAUAUUUUAUUAAAUUUCUAUUCUGUAUACUAAAUAUUAAUUAUAUAUAAGUUUUGUGGAAAUGUAAAAAGUUUAGAAUGUCUUGGAGAAAUAAUACUUAUCAAAAUUACGACGCUAAUGAUAAUCCAUUUCUAAGUAAAAAUGCAAAAAAGGCUAAACAAAAUUACGACGCUAAUGAUAAUCCAUUUCUAAGUAAAAAUGCAAAAAAGGCUAAACAAAAUUACGACGCUAAUGAUAAUCCAUUUCUAAGUAAAAAUGCAAAAAAGGCUAAACAAAUAGCAGAAUUUCCUUAUAUCAAUAAUGAAAUCAAAUGGGAACAUUUCAAGGAAGCACAACCCUCUACUUCUAGCAAAGAUUUCCAAAGGGAACCUAUUAAGAUGAUAGACUUUGAUAGACGAUUACGCAAACUAUCUAUAAGGCCACACUCUUCUAAUUCCUUCGACAAAAUCGAAUGGGAGGACGUAAAGGGUGCCUUUGAUAGACGAUCACGCCGACCAGUACAAUCUAUAAGGCCACAAUCUUGUAGUUCCCUCGACAAAAUCGAAUUGGAGGCCGUCAAGAAAGCCACAAACUUGGGCAUCCGCUACGAAGAGCUAAUACUGACCCACAUGGCCAUAAAGCUGGCACUGAACAAAUCCAUCAAACACUUCUCCCUGCUAACAAACGCGAAGGAUUUCGGCAACUUGGACGACGUGGUCAUCCAUCUGGAGUACGAGAACGAGCCGUACCUGUUCGUGUGCCAGGUGAAGCACAAGGACGAACGUAAGAGUUCGGUGAAGGCGUUCUACGACCUGGACCAGUACGAAAACUCGUACCUGCAAGUGUGCAGCAAAUACGGGCCCAACAUUCAAGUCAAAGUGAUUUUGUUCACCAACGCCAACAACGUGGUGCCGGAAAAUGCGGCGCCCAUUCAGGUGCCCUUCGAACAUCCCCUGCUGGGGAUGUUCAAUACGAAGAAGGACGGUAAGUUGUUCGUGUUUCAGGGUAGGAGGUUCUUGCAGGACUGCUAUCUGAUGACCGGACAGUGUCACGUUAGGAAGUCCUCCAUUUUGAUCAUGGAGGAUUUGGAGAGUUCCGUCGAUCUUUACACCACCGACAGGAUUCUGAGCUACUUUUCUAAGACUAUGGUCCAUAAAAUCGAACCGUUCAACAAGGACGAAGUGGUGAUGAUGUUGAGUGAAUUCAUCCUCUAUCCGUUUGUCGAAUGUGGCCAAUGCACUGCUGAAUAUUGGGUGGAUUUGGAACAAUUUCUUAAAAAUCCCGUUACACCUGUCGCUAGAAACGCCGACAUUGUUUCAUCAGCCGUUGCCUCACGAGUAAAAAACUACUUUAAACUGCCAAACGGUGAUAUAAAAUGGAACUCUUUCCUACCUCAACACAUCCUGGACGACAUAUUUAAAAAGACUCAUUUAAAAGUUUACGCAGCCCGUAAACAAACUUACGCACCUUUAUUGUAUAAAGAUUUAUUCUUUCUGCUUUGGUCCAUAAGGCAAAUACCUUUAAUCGUGAAGUACAAUCAGAUGAGCAAACCUCAAAUUGAGUUGUUGCUCAAUAAAGAACUACUCAAACUUCCAAUAGUGCUUGUCAAUGAAGACAUGCCAUCGGAAAUAUUUACUGAAACUUUCCGUGCAAGUAAAUUAACGGUCAAGCCGCAAGACCUAGCAAUGACAGUCAACAAUACCCAGAUAAUUUUAAGUGAGCUGGUUAGAGAGGAGCAAGAACUGUCAUCCGAUUUGUAUCUGCAGUUCAAGAAAGGAAUUUCGUUGUGUCCAACCUUCGCUCAGAACUUGACGGAGAACGUUAUCAACCAGAAAUUGAUCUUCAACGACAAAGAAAUCGAUGACGAUGAGCUCGUGCACGAAAUUAUGACGAGUAAGAAAUUAUUCAGCAUCAUGACAGGCAAAGAUGGAACUGGAAAAACGACAGUGAUUCAAAAGCAAAUAUUGAAACCUUUUGUUUAUUGGAUUUUGUAUUUGAAUCUGGACUGGCAUAAGGGUUUCAAAGAAAACACAGCUAACAGUGAGACGUUCCUGAAAUAUUUAUUGAAGAUUCAAAUGAAGGAAACAGAUGAGGAAGGAGUGGAUUUUUUGAUGAAAAUUUUGAAUCAGCAGAACAAUCAAGUGUUACUGGUAUUGGAUAAUUAUAAAGACCAUCUGGAUAAUUUGGAUGUAUUGCUUGGUUGCAACUUUAGAAUUUUGUUUAUAUCCAAACAACCCUAUAAUAUUUUGAAGCAUUUAAAGGGUCAGUGCAACGAUAUAAGAGUUAAGACUGUAAACUUCGACGACUGCAAACAUUUACUAAUUAAGAAAUACGGAAAUGAUGUUAACGAAUCAAUAUUUCAAUUAAUUAAAAGUAAAAUCCCCGAGGAUUUGCUGUCGACCCCUUUGCAGAUUCAAAAUUUCGCCGUCGUCUUCAGGGAAUGUUUGGAGGACAUAAAACAAGACAAGUUCUGCGUUGUAAAACUGUACAAGUCAUUUUUAAUCGACCACUACAUCAAUGAAAUUGACACCAUGAGUUUUAUUUGUGUGAAAAAAAUGGCGUGCAAGGCACUGCUGCCUCCUGAAAUUCUGGAUCUGAUUCACGUAGACGUGGAUGAAUUGAAGGUUGCCAUUGCGGAAUUUGUAACUCGUUACAAGAGGAACACGAUUGUGACGAAAUUCCACGACACAGAGCCAGUUUUUAUGCACCAGACUUACGCUGAAUUCCUUUGUGCUUAUUAUUUGUCGGAGAAGGUCUUCCGAAGGAAGGAGUUGUAUUGGAGGCUGUGGCCCUCGCUUUACUCCAACCUGGCUUUAUAUAAUGUUCGUCGCUAUUUCGACAUGAUUAUUUGUGAAAAUUUGCCUCUGCACACGGCAAUUUUGAAUCAGGACGAAAGAUUGAUUAAUUCUUUGAUGUUAAAUCAACAAAAUAUUAAUAGCAAAGAUUUUUUGGGAAGGACGCCUUUGAUUCUGGCACUGUCUUAUGUAGAAAAUAAUUUUUUAAGAAUUGAAAAUAACAAGAUAGAAGUUAUUAGAAUUAGUGAAGAUAAUUUGAAGAACGUAUUAAAUUCUGUGAAAGACUGGAAGUCCAUCGAUUCUAUUGAACACUGUAUUAUUGAUUAUUUAUUUUUGACUAAAUCUUUAUUUGGAUUUAAGGUGCUAAAUGGUUAUAUAAAUCUACAAUCUUUGAACAAAACUAAUGAAAAUGUGUAUUCAUUUGUGUACACAAUAAUUUAUAACAAAGAAGAAGAUUUAUUGACAAAAAUUAGUUCAAAUUUUAAUUUUCAGUCAGUAAUUUUUGAUGAACAUUUUUUAAAUAAACUAUGCAUUGAAAUGUAUCCAAAGAUGGAAAAGGAAGAUAGAGACAAAAUAAUUGAAAAUAUUGUUGAAGAUUUUAAAGAAAAGAUGGCUUAUAUGCUUUAAAAAAUUCCAACACAUGUCUAAAUUAUAUUAAUUUAGUCCAGAAAUGGUAUCUAUGGAGGGAAUUAUUCUAGUGUUGUGUCUAGAAUAAUAUUAAAAUAUAUUUUAAUUAGUGACCAAACAUUUAAACCUUAAGGACUUAAAAAUUUGUAUAUAAUAUUGUGUUAAGUAUUAAUAAUCCUGAAAAUAAAGUAUCAGUUAAUAAAGUU
Aethina tumida (small hive beetle) is the source of this 3718-nucleotide messenger RNA. RefSeq lists its product as uncharacterized. The coding region runs from base 189 to 3512 and encodes 1107 amino acids. Lineage: Eukaryota; Metazoa; Arthropoda; Insecta; Coleoptera; Nitidulidae. The transcript has 11 exons. The record is from RefSeq and is a predicted model, not a curated record.